AUGCCGCGGGGUGUAAAAUCGGAGCCCUCUGCUUCUGGAGAGCAACCCGGCAAAGGCGAUUCCAAAGGAACAAAAGGAAACAAGACAAAGUCAACGGCGUUAACUGUGAACAAAGUCCCAUUGAAGAAAAAAGAUGGGCAGAAGGAGGGCCCUAAAGCAACUGCAAAUGGAGCGGACGGCAGCCUUGAUGUUGCGGAGCUCGAGAAAAAGCGCAAGGAGUUUUCGGAGCAAUUGCGCAAGUGUGAAGUGCAGAUCCAUAGGCUAGAGACCCAGUACUUCGAGACCGCGAACCCCCAAGGCAACGCCCUCAAAGUAGGCUACGACGGACUGCUGUCCUCCACGGCGGUGAGCGCCAAGAAGGCGCAGUUCCGACACGAGGAUCGAAUCUUCUCGGGAUCAUCCACCACGGGGAGCACCGCCGCCGGCAGCGGGUAG
Messenger RNA from Volvox carteri f. nagariensis, 435 nucleotides. RefSeq lists its product as uncharacterized. Lineage: Eukaryota; Viridiplantae; Chlorophyta; Chlorophyceae; Chlamydomonadales; Volvocaceae. Gene Ontology annotation, cellular component: histone acetyltransferase complex. Bases 1 to 435 code for a protein of 144 amino acids. The transcript is spliced from 3 exons. The record is from RefSeq and is a predicted model, not a curated record.